UAGGCGGGGCCAGAGUUCGUGCCCACUGCCUCCUGGUUGUCCAUGGUGCUGAACACUCUGCUCAGCAUCAGCAGCUACCGGCCCUCAGGACAGGUGUUCCCAUGGUUCCUGCACCGCUCCUACUCGGGGGAGAACACGGCGAGCGCGAUCGCCCGCUCCUGUGCCAGCCUGGCCCUGUCCCUGCUGGUCCCGGUGCUGGUGGUGUGGCAGAGGGAGGGGCUUCUCCAGGUCCUGUCUGCGCUGCAGGCCGGGCUGCCGGGCUCCAGCUCCGCAGAGGACUCCCAGGCCCUGCAGUUCCACUCCGGCCUGGCGCUGGGCAUGGUGCUGUCCAGCCUGCACCAGCAGCGCCUCAGUGACGUCUCGGUCCAGAAGGACACUGAUGUCCUCCGCAGCGCUCUGGACGCUUUGGAGGGCAGCGCCUUCAACCCCGACCUGGAGUACAACACGGGCUGUGUGCUGGGCCUGGGUCUGGUGCUGGCCUCUAUCUGCAGCAGUGGACAGACGGAGCAACAAGUCCACGUGUCCCAGACCCUGGACAGACUGCUCUCCACCCUGCAGGACAGCAGCGGGCAGGGGCGCAUGCUGCAGGAG
Notothenia coriiceps (black rockcod) is the source of this 591-nucleotide messenger RNA. RefSeq names its product focadhesin-like. The annotation marks the transcript as partial. The record is from RefSeq and is a predicted model, not a curated record. Lineage: Eukaryota; Metazoa; Chordata; Actinopteri; Perciformes; Nototheniidae. The transcript has 4 exons. Gene Ontology annotation, biological process: regulation of post-transcriptional gene silencing.